Pan troglodytes (chimpanzee) is the source of this 804-nucleotide messenger RNA. RefSeq names its product ferritin light chain-like. The coding region runs from base 122 to 649 and encodes 175 amino acids. Gene Ontology annotation, cellular component: cytoplasm. Lineage: Eukaryota; Metazoa; Chordata; Mammalia; Primates; Hominidae. The record is from RefSeq and is a predicted model, not a curated record. Gene Ontology annotation, molecular function: ferrous iron binding; ferric iron binding. Gene Ontology annotation, biological process: intracellular iron ion homeostasis; iron ion transport. The transcript has a single exon.
CUCCGACCGCCCUCCGAUUUCCUCUCCACUUGCAACCUCCGGGACCAUCUUCUCGGCUAUCUCCUGCUUCUGGGACCUGCCAGCACCGUUUUUGUCGUUAGCUCCUUCUUGGCGACCAACCAUGAGCUCCCAGAUUCAUCAGAAUUAUUCCACCGACGUGCAGGCAGCCGUCAACAGCCUGGUCAAUUUGUACCUGCAGGCCUCCUACACCUACCUCUUUCUGGGCUUCUAUUUCGACCGCGAUGAUGCGGCUCUGGAAGGCGUGAGCCACUUCUUCCGCGAAUUGACCGAGGAGAAGCGCGAGGGCUACGAGCGUCUCCUGAAGAUGCAAAACCAGCGUGGCAGCCGCGCUCUCUUCCAGGACAUCAAGAAGCCAGCUGAAGAUGAGUGGGGUAAAACCCCAGAUGCCAUGAAAGCCGCCAUGGCCCUGGAGAAAAAGCUGAACCAGGCCCUUUUGGAUCUUCAUGCCCUGGAUUCUGCCUGCAUGGACCCCCAUCUCUGUGACUUCCUGGAGACUCACUUCCUAGAUGAGGAAGUGAAGCUCAUCAAGAAGAUGGGUGACCACCUGACGAACCUCCACAGGCUGGGAGGCCCAGAGGCUGGGCUGGGCGAGUAUCUCUUCGAAAGGCUCACUCUCAAGCACGACUAAGAGCCUUAUGAGGCCAGCGACUUCUGAAGGGCCCCUUGCAAAGUAAUAGGGCUUCUGCCUAAGCCUCUCCCUCCAGCCAAUAGGCAGCUUUCUUAACUACCCUAAAAAGCCUUGGACCAAAUGGAAAUAAAGCUUUUUGAUGCAAAAAAAAAAAA